UUGAGAGAACUAAAUUUUUAAAAAAUAUUCUUCAAGUUUCAAAUUCAUUCUAUUACUUGAUCAUCUCCUCUGUUUUUAUUUUUCCCAAACUACCCUUUUGUUAAACAAGUUGAUCAAUUAUGAGACUAUCCAUGCCUUUUUGCCCACAAACACUUCAUCAUCAUCAUCAACAUCAGAACAUUCUAGACAUUUCUGUUAAUCCAAUAUGGCAGAAACCAAAGGUUGUGAUUCUGAUGGGCGCCACCGGAACCGGCAAGUCUCGACUUUCGCUAGACUUGGCAACUCAAUUCCCAUCAGAAAUCAUAAAUUCUGAUAAAAUGCAACUCUACAGAGGUCUUGAUAUUACUACAAAUAAAAUUACUGAAGAACAAAGAUCGGGAAUUCCUCACCACCUUUUAGGAAUACUUGACCCUAGUUCAGAUUUCACAGCUAAAGAUUUCUGUAACAUGGCUUCACUUGCUAUUGGAUCGAUUUCGACUCGCGGGUUGCUUCCAAUUAUCGUUGGAGGCUCAAAUUCUUACAUUGAGGCCUUGGUUGAUGAUCCAGAUUACAGGUUUAGGUCAAAAUACGACUGUUAUUUUCUCUGGAUUGAUGUUUCAGCUAAUAUACUACAGAGUUUCCUGUCGAAACGAGUCGACGAAAUGGUUAGCAAAGGAAUGGUUGAUGAAGUGAGAAAAAUGUUUGAUCCUGACGCAGAUUACUCCAAAGGUAUCAGGAGAUCGAUCGGAGUUCCUGAGUUCGACGAGUACUUCAAAUUAUUAUCUGAAACAUAUUCUGACGAAGGACACGGAGCCAGAGUACUUCAGGAAGCGAUCAAUGAAGUUAAACGUAAUAAUUGUAAGUUAGCUCGUCGUCAAUUGGGAAAAAUUCGGAGGCUGAAGAACGUAAAAGGAUGGAAUAUUCAUCGGAUCGAUGCGAAUGAAGUGUUCCGGAAGCAUGGAAAAGAAGCUGAUGGUGCUUGGAAGAAGCUUGUAGAAAGACCGAGCAUUGCCAUGGUUAGGCAGUUUCUUUACAGUUCGAGUCCUGCUGAUAGUUCUCAGGUUGCUGUUACUUCAGGAGCAACCAAAGAUUACUUGGCAGAAUGUUUUGUCACUUAAAAAGAAGAAGAAAAAAAAGACGAACAAAUAAUCAUUCCGGUCUUCAAAUUUAUGCGCUAUGUUCAAUUAACUCAGACUUAAUCAUUUUAAUCCAGGAAUGACAAUAUUUUCUAUUUUUAGGUCAACGAACUCUCAAAUUGUAUAAAAUGAACGAGUUCUGAAACCGCAAUGACCCAAUUUGAAACUCAAUUGACUUUAAAAUAGAAAAUAUCAUCCUUAAUAGAUUAAGUCAGAUAUUUUUGAAAUAAUUGAUCCUGAUAAUAAAUUUAGGGACCACGAUAAUCAUUUGUUGGGAGAAACCUGUAAUAUGCUGUGUUUGACACAUUUUGAUCAAUCAGUAACUACAGUAAUUCCUCUCAGUUCGUGUGUCACUGUCCUGGUAUGCCACUGAUUAGGUAGUGUAAGGGUAAAACGGAUGUUUAAACUAAAUUCAG
Molecule: messenger RNA, 1531 nt
Organism: Mercurialis annua (annual mercury)
Lineage: Eukaryota; Viridiplantae; Streptophyta; Magnoliopsida; Malpighiales; Euphorbiaceae
Product: adenylate isopentenyltransferase 3, chloroplastic
Exons: 1
Coding region: 120-1097 (325 amino acids)
Biological process (GO): tRNA modification; cytokinin biosynthetic process
Cellular component (GO): mitochondrion
Molecular function (GO): tRNA dimethylallyltransferase activity
Source: RefSeq, a predicted model, not a curated record